Phodopus roborovskii (desert hamster) is the source of this 2078-nucleotide messenger RNA. RefSeq names its product G protein-coupled receptor 34 (gene Gpr34). Gene Ontology annotation, molecular function: G protein-coupled purinergic nucleotide receptor activity. Lineage: Eukaryota; Metazoa; Chordata; Mammalia; Rodentia; Cricetidae. The transcript has 3 exons. The coding region runs from base 420 to 1544 and encodes 374 amino acids. Gene Ontology annotation, cellular component: membrane. Gene Ontology annotation, biological process: G protein-coupled receptor signaling pathway. The record is from RefSeq and is a predicted model, not a curated record.
GACACACAAGUGCAGGACAGCAGUUACACAGAUGAAUUGAUGGUGGUUAAAUAGUGGACUGGGACCAGAACGGAAGCAGCAGAGUCUCGUCAGAUUUUCCUUGAAAUAGGAGAGCCUGCUCCGGUUUACUUGGCUUCAAAAGGAGCCCAAAGGCUGUCACACUGAAAAAAGAAAGAAAAGGGGAAAAACAACUGUACCACAUGUGGAUAUAAAGAAGAGAACUCUAGCCAAUUGCACCAUCACCGGAUGGAAGAGCUCAGCUCUCACAACCUGGUCUAGGGAGCUUUGGGUUUAGUCCUUUUACUUCAAGAACGCCUCCACUGAAAACAUGAAAAAAUAAAGAAGUACACACAAAGAGCAUGUCAUUUAAUACUCUGUUCUGAUAGCUACAGAAGACACUGAAAAGUCACACUGUAACAAUGACGACUACUUCAGUUGACAGCUGGCCUUGCUCCUCCUUUGGAAUGCACUUUAUACGCAACUACAGUGAUGAAUCCUCACAAAAUUUCUCUGCAGUGCCAAAUGAUACUAGCUGUCCAAUGGAUGAAAAAUUACUAUCUACAGUGUUAACAACCUUCUACUCUGUUAUUUUCAUCGUGGGACUGGUUGGGAACAUCAUUGCCCUCUAUGUAUUUCUGGGCAUCCACCGCAAAAGAAAUUCCAUUCAAAUUUAUCUACUUAAUGUGGCCAUUGCAGACCUUCUACUCAUCUUCUGCCUCCCUUUCCGCAUAAUGUAUCACAUCAACCAAAAUAAGUGGACAUUAGGUGUGAUUCUUUGCAAGGUUGUGGGGACACUAUUUUACAUGAACAUGUACAUUAGUAUUAUUUUGCUUGGGUUUAUCAGUUUGGAUCGCUAUGUAAAAAUUAACCGGUCUAUACAACAAAGGAGGGCAAUAACCACCAAGCAAAGUAUAUAUGUUUGUUGUAUAGUAUGGACAGUUGCUCUUGCUGGAUUUUUAACUAUGAUCAUUUUGACACUGAGGAAGGGAGGGCAUAAUUCCACAAUGUGUUUCCAUUACAGAGAUAGGCAUAAUGCAAAGGGAGAAGCAAUUUUUAACUAUGUUCUUGUGGUAAUGUUCUGGCUUAUUUUCCUGCUGAUAAUCCUCUCGUAUAUUAAGAUUGGCAAGAAUCUACUAAGGAUUUCUAAAAGGAGGUCAAAGUUUCCUAAUUCUGGUAAAUAUGCAACAACAGCUCGGAACUCCUUUAUUGUACUGAUCAUUUUUACUAUAUGUUUUGUGCCUUAUCAUGCCUUUCGAUUCAUCUACAUUUCUUCACAGCUAAAUGUGUCUUCUUGCUACUGGAAGGAAAUUGUUCAUAAAACCAACGAGAUCAUGCUGGUUCUCUCCGCUUUCAACAGCUGCUUAGAUCCAGUCAUGUAUUUCCUGAUGUCCAGUAAUAUUCGCAAAAUCAUGUGUCAACUUCUUUUUAGAAGAUUUCAAAGUGAAGCAAGCAGAAGUGAAAGUACUUCAGAAUUUAAGCCAGGAUAUUCCUUGCAUGAUCUAUCUGUGGCAGCCAAAACGCAGUACAAUACUAAGGGUAGUUAAGGCAAAUGUGCUAAAAAAAAAAAAAAAAACCCAAAACCCAAAAGCCAAAAAACAAGCAAGCAAGCAAACAAACAAACAAAAAACGACAUAAACCGGCUUCUUCAUUCCUUGAAGUUGGUAAAAUUAUGGAACAAAGCCCUAGCAUAUCCAAAACCCAGAUCUUUAGACGUGAUCUUCCACUUGUUUAACUGUAAAAUAGUUCAAGGCAAAGAAAAGCUUACAUUUAUCCCUAGAUUUUAGAACUGUAUGUAGAAUAUUGUUAACACUUUUAACAUCAGUUAUAAAGUUAAGUGAAAUUCAUGAAUUUAACAACAAAAUGAAUGAAGUGUCAUAGUUUUUCAAGUCACUAAAGAGCUACUAAAAUUAGGCACUUGAUACUAAUUUUAAAUAUGUUUAACAAUAAAGCAACUUGGGGACUGUGUUGAAAUGUCAGAAAACAUGUUUGUUACUUCAAAGUGUUUAUCACUUGCACCUGUAUGCAUUUAUGCCCAAAUCUCUGCUAACAAAUGAAUUAAUAAAAUUCUAAUAAAGUGA